UCGUUCAGUUGCUUUCUUGUCGCGCGCGACGAUAAGCGUAUGUGCUGGCUUGUUAGUUAGUUAGUCGUGUGCUAUCAUUCUCACUCUCUCUGCCUCUCAUCCUCUCUACCUCGCUCGCUCGCGCCGCAGCUGAAAUGAAGUAGUGAUAAAUAUCAAAGACGCGCGUCUCCCACACGAAUUACACAAGAAUACUUCCCCUUUGGGAAAAUACAAAAAAAUAAGCGUGCGCGCAGAGCAGAGCGGAGCAGACGCGACGGCUGCUUAAAAGCGCUUGCAUCACAACAGCAGGGCAUCAUUUUAGGCAAGGUCAAGCGCGGUGCAACAACAUAUUGAAGAAGAAGAUACAAUUAAAUUAAAUAUAUAUAUAAAAUCAGUAGCAUCGACAGGUGAUAUAGUGAAAAGCAGAGUGAGCAAGUGUCAAGUGCGUUGCUGGCUUUUGGCAGCCACUGUGCAAAGGAAACAAACAAAGCGGAAUAAACGACACUGCGCAAAGAGGCGACUGACAACAACUAAUACAAGCAACAGCAGCUUCGACACCAACUACAAUAAUAUAAAAGAAGAAGCAGAAGAAAAAAAAAAAUAAAUAAAAACGUCAAAACAAAAACAACAACAACAGCGGGCAAAUAAAACCCGGCAAUAAUUUUAGUCGUGCCAGUUUGUUUAUUAAAUAUACUAUAUAAAGCGCAUAAAGAAAACAAAAAUAUUAAAGCAAAGCACCGACUCGCAGUUACCCUGUAAAAAAAGUUUCAAUUUAUUGUAUAUAUAGAAUUAAAAAAAUACUAAAAGUUACUUCAAAAUAAAAACAAAAUAAAAACAAAACUAAAAAUAAAUUAUAAUAAAAAUGCCUCCAAUGUGGUGGAAAAUAAUCGCAAUUAUGAUGCUGCUCUUCGCUCUUUUCGCAACGAUAGUUUGUAUCAAUAGUGAAAUAUCGAAGCGGCGCAGCGAGGCAGCUGCUGCAGUAGCUGUAGAAGCGAACAGCAGCUCCAUGGAUAUGACGUCCUUUGUCUCACAUCAUCUACUGAACAUGGCCUCCAAGGAUCAGCCGGAGGAGCCGCAGCGGGAGAACAAAGAGGUGGAGCUGCCCGCCGAGGAUAUUGACGAGCGCGUUCGUUCCAUAUUCAAAGUGCACGAUGGCCAUGGUGUGAUGCUUUUCAAUACGACGGCAAUGAACGAUGAUGCAUCUCUCAUGCCCAUAUCCACAGCCGAGUCCUGGCCAUCCACCACAACCAGCACUCACACCCCAACUCAGAUUCAAACUCAAAAUCAAAGUGAAAUUCAGUCUCAGUCCACGUCUCAGGCCAAGCCCAAGCACUAUCAUCAAUAUCAAAGCCUGAAUCAUCAGCAACAGUCCUUCAAAGUGCAGCGAUCACCGGAUGGCAAGCUGAAUCUCGUCUUUAAUGAACCGAUCGUCUCUUUACAGAACACCGUACAGCAGCAGCAAACGCAGCAGGAGCAACCAGCGCAGCAGCCACAGCAGCCGCGUCGUCCCAUCUCGGAUGUUAUCGUGUUUCCCGACUCCAUAGAUAAAUAUCGACCCACGCGGCCGACGCCCGUGGAAACGGGCGAUCUGUGCAUGGACGGCUUCAAUCAGAGUCGCUCCUUCUGCACCAAGGUCAACAAUUAUCCGGAUCUAUCCGGCCUGAAGGGCGUUCUCUCGCGUCGCUUUGCCAAUUUCUUCAGCGACGAGCCGCAGCCCACGGAUUUCGGUCUGCGGAUGAACGACGAUGAGAUGUACUUGUGCAACAGCCACCAGAGGUACCUCUACCCAAAGUACGGCCAGAAAUUGGAUCUGACGUGGCAGUACAUAGUCAAUACGGAUGAGUUCAAGCAGGGCAUACUUAUCGAGGAGUGCGAUCACGAGGGCGAGGGCUGCCAGUUUCUGGAUAGUUUUCCUAACAACUAUGUGCCCGUGUGCAAGCAGCACUAUGUGAUACGGCACUUGGCCACGAUCAACAAUGCUAGCAACGGGCAGCCGGAGGUGGCCAACGAGCCCUUCAAGAUACCCUCCUGCUGCAAGUGUGUGAUCAAGAGCAAAUACUCCGUGGAGAGCAAACCCUAAACAAGACUAAUUCCAACACGAAGAGCCGGAUAUUACAUAUACAUAUAUAUGAUAUAAUAACAAGCAAACCAUGCCAACUUCUGCACAUGUGAUUUUGAUGUAAGCAUUAUUAUUGUUUCAUAGCACACGAAAUUUAGCAACGUGAUUAGUGACAUAGAUCCACUCAUUUGAUAAGCUUGCGCAGCGUCCAGCCCAUCGCGUAGAAUCCGAGCAGCUUAAUGGCCAUGCGCUUCCCCUCCACAUUCUGAAGCUGCUUGAAUCGCCCGCUCAGAUUUCCCAACAUACCAUCCAUCGUAUAGACUGUGUGGUACCUUUCCCAAUUACUUUUAUAAUAUAUGAUGUAUUUAUACGCUUAGUAGAAAACAGAAAAACAGACACCGACCAUACAGAUCGGAAACGAAAAUUCAAAUUGUAUACAGUUUUCGACGAUUUUUUCCCGAGUUUUCCAAAAUUUGUAAUUGUUUACUUUUAUUCAUUACGAAUAUUUACGCUGACUAAAACUAGCUUUGUAUGCUUUAAACAGUACGUGUACGUGCGAUUCAAAGCCAACUACGUAGAGUAUUAGAAUUAGCCUCAAAUGAAAAGUAUUUAGUGUAUGCCUCUUUGAAAACAAUUAGGUUUUUGUUUAGCGAAAGUUGAUGUGCAGGGGAAUUCAACUAAAUACUAAAUACAUUUUCUACAAUACAUCUUUUAUUUUGUAUAGUGUUAUAAUAUAUUUAGAGUUUUUAUAUCUGGAUUGUUCAAUAUUGCACUUGGAUUAUUUGUUAAACUGUUUUACAGAUUAGAAACCUAAAAUAUUCAUAUAUAAUUAAAAUAAAUAUUGAUUUAUAUUUAAACAUAUUUGUAUAUGAUAUUAAAUAUAUAAAUGAUAUUAUAUAUGAUAGUACUUAGCUGCAUUUGGUGUAUAAGGAGCUUCCAGGUUCAUAAGGUCUACUCCAUCUAUUGAAUUUGUAAAUAUUGACAUAUGAAGAGAUAAAUCAAGAGAUCUUGAUAUGUCUAAUGAUAGCUAAAGUAUUAUAAAAUAUUACAAGUCGAAUGCAAGUUUUUUGUUACUCAUUAAAUUUAUAUUUUAAUUAAGUUAUUAAGGUUAUAAAACCUCUCUAGAAACACCCUCAGCCUGACAUACAAAUACAUGUACGCUUCUGUCAUAAUUAUAUAUAUUAUUAAAGUUUA
Drosophila mojavensis is the source of this 3232-nucleotide messenger RNA. It is a transcript of the gene spz, whose product is annotated as protein spaetzle. The transcript is spliced from 6 exons. Gene Ontology annotation, biological process: innate immune response; central nervous system formation; regulation of Toll signaling pathway. The record is from RefSeq and is a predicted model, not a curated record. Lineage: Eukaryota; Metazoa; Arthropoda; Insecta; Diptera; Drosophilidae. Gene Ontology annotation, cellular component: extracellular region. Gene Ontology annotation, molecular function: growth factor activity; Toll binding. The coding region runs from base 842 to 2059 and encodes 405 amino acids.